This is a messenger RNA of Scedosporium apiospermum, 363 nucleotides long. RefSeq lists its product as uncharacterized. The record is from RefSeq and is a predicted model, not a curated record. Gene Ontology annotation, cellular component: ribonuclease P complex. Bases 1 to 363 code for a protein of 120 amino acids. NCBI's taxonomy places the organism in Eukaryota, Fungi, Ascomycota, Sordariomycetes, Microascales, Microascaceae. Gene Ontology annotation, biological process: tRNA 5'-leader removal. The transcript is spliced from 2 exons.
AUGGAAAGCAACCUCUCUGUGAAAUAUCUAUCUCGCGCGACGUCAACUUUCAUCGUCAAGACAUCGCGUGCUCACUACCGUAUGGUCUGGGCUGCUCUCACAUUUAUGAACCGCAUUCCCAUCCCCGAGGGCUCCAGUUGCAUAUUCAGGGUCGUUCGUGUGAGCGGCACCAUCCGCAAGGCCGAGCAGGAGGCUGUGCGACGCGCGAGGCAGUUCAUCUUAGCAGCCAAGGAGGAUGCAGCGUCCGGUAGUUCGGGCUCCCUCGUCUCCCUUCUUGGAAAACCCGGCAAGGAUGGGGUUGACGCCAUGGCGGAUGAGGUUAUGGAUGAAUCCCUUAGUGGAUCGGAUGGUGAGGCUGAAUGA